AUGUUGGUAGAACCCAGAGAACUGGUAAGAGACGAAAGUAUUGAUUAUGUCUAUUUCCAGAAAGAGCACCUCGAUCAGGUGAAUCAGUUACUGAAGCGUGCCUUUUGGGAUGGCAUUGAUGUUUCCGAAUCUCUCCUGUUUCCAGAAUACAGCAUUGUUUGUCUUUAUAAACGAAGGGUGAUCGGUUGCGCAUUUAUGACUCCAGAAGCAUACGUUACUUAUAUUGCGGUUGAUCCUGGAUGGGGAAACGCUGGUAUUGGACAGUUUAUGCUUUACCACUUGUUCCAGACAGCAAUCAGUAAAGAUGUCACACUACAUGUGUCAGCGAAUAAUACAGCCAUGCUUCUCUAUCAAAAGUUUGGUUUUAAGCCUGAAGAGUUUAUAGUCAACUUUUAUGACAAGUAUUUACCAGCAAACAGCCUAUAUAGCAAGAAUGCUUUUUAUCUUAGGCUAAGAAGAUGA
Molecule: messenger RNA, 462 nt
Organism: Rhizopus microsporus ATCC 52813
Lineage: Eukaryota; Fungi; Mucoromycota; Mucoromycetes; Mucorales; Rhizopodaceae
Exons: 3
Coding region: 1-462 (153 amino acids)
Molecular function (GO): acyltransferase activity, transferring groups other than amino-acyl groups
Source: RefSeq, a predicted model, not a curated record